Phytophthora nicotianae INRA-310 is the source of this 549-nucleotide messenger RNA. RefSeq lists its product as hypothetical. NCBI's taxonomy places the organism in Eukaryota, Oomycota, Peronosporomycetes, Peronosporales, Peronosporaceae. The transcript is spliced from 2 exons. The record is from RefSeq and is a predicted model, not a curated record. Bases 1 to 549 code for a protein of 182 amino acids.
AUGAACGACGACGGCAAAGACGGCGUCGUGCUCAUUCUCAUGCUAGCACUCGCGCAUGAGGGUCCACAAGAGAAGGAUGAGCGACAAAGGGGACAGAACUACCUUACAAGAGCAGAUCUGCAUCCCGAGGCACGCUAUGGCACGACAUGGGAGGCUAUUUAUGGCGCUGGAAACGAUAGAGCUUUUAUUACAACGACUGGAUUCGACGUUAGCUGCUUCCACUGCUUGUUAUCGUGUUUCGAGCCCAGAUUGGUUCUUAAAGAUGGUGCUCCACACCCAUACCAAGAAAUGACGUCGACGCUUCUGGUGAAUCCAGGCCGGAUCGUCGCUCUCUUUCUGCUGCUGCAGCGCUCGGCUUGGCGCUCCACUAUCUCUGUUCUACCAUGCCCCAGUCGGCUUCUUCACGUUCAGCAGGCCGCUAAACUUUUUCUUCAGAGACGUCAGCUCUCGCUCCGCGCGAUCAAACUCAUUCGCGGAGUCCUCGUAAUUGUGCAACACAACCUCCCAUUCGUUUGCUCCAGUUGGGAGAACCGCACCGAUGAUCUCUAA